This is a messenger RNA of Saccostrea echinata, 3137 nucleotides long. RefSeq lists its product as uncharacterized. The record is from RefSeq and is a predicted model, not a curated record. The transcript has 3 exons. Gene Ontology annotation, molecular function: protein binding. Bases 63 to 3137 code for a protein of 1024 amino acids. NCBI's taxonomy places the organism in Eukaryota, Metazoa, Mollusca, Bivalvia, Ostreida, Ostreidae.
GUGAUGUCAUUAAGUGGAAAGAAGAUGACAAACUUUUCCAUGAAUCUCACAACUUUCUUUCUAUGCUGAAAAAAGUGAAGAAUAAGCCUCAUGUUACAUUUGUUGGUGUCCCAGGAUCAGGAAAAACAGCAACAGCUCGUCAUAUUGCAUUGAUGUUACAACAAGAAGGGUAUGAGAUUGUACCCAUCAAAGACAUCAGAAAGAUAGAAGACUACUGUGAUCCCAGAAAUCCACAGGUUUUUGUUGUUGAUGAUGUGGUAGGUGUAUUUGGACUUCAAAACACUAAACUAUAUCUUUUGACUGAUUACAAAGAUAGAAUAAUGAAGCCAGUAAUGUCAAAGUCAAAAACUAUCAUGACUUGUAGAGAAGCCGUGUAUAGAGAAUCACUGGAGUCCAGUUCAUUUUUUACUGAUGAAAAUAAUACUGUUCUGUUACAUAGUGAAGCUAAUGCUUUAACGAAUACUGACAAAAAAUGUUUACUGAAAAUGUACAAUAUAGAUGUAGAUCUGUUGUCUCCUGAAAAUCUGACUUCAGCAUCAAAAAUGUUUCCCUAUCUCUGCAAAGUGUUUUCAAAUGAAAAGAAAUUUCAGUUUUAUGGGCCCGCAUUUUUUGAAAAUCCAGUUCCAUGUAUUUUGAGGGAACUUGAAGAAAUGAGAAAAGAAAACAAAAUUCAAUAUACUUGUUUGGUUUUAUGUAUGAUGAAUGAAAACAAAAUUUCAGAAAAAAAUCCUGAAGACAGAAAUGUUUUAGAGCAAUGCAAAGUCAGCAGUCAUACUGAUAAUUUUAAAUUCGUCGACGCUUUGUCAGAAAUGGAAGGAACAUACACAAAACUUCGUGGUACUGAGUAUAGUUUUGUUCAUGAUUCCAUGUUUGAAAUUGUUGCUCAUCAUUUUGGUUCCAAGUUUCAAGAACUCAUCUUAAAAUUUAUGAGUAGUAAUUAUAUUGCUAACAAUGUAAAAGUUCAGGAAUGUCUAACUCAGAAGAUAGACAAGAGAAAUGAACAAGUGAGUGAAAAUGCACCCGACAGUGGGGGAAGAGAACAAAGGAAAAACAGCAGUGCACUCAGUAAUGAAUACAAUUCUGACGUAGAAUCAUUUGAUCUGUGUAUAAGACUUAAAGAAAAACAUUAUCCAAUGCUAGCAGAACGCUUGUAUAGAGAUAUAGAAAAUAUGGAACUGUAUGAUGUUUUUAUGAACAAUGUUUUGAAGGACCCUAAGGUGUAUCAAACUUUUGAGGAAGUAUUAAAGAGAAAGUCUGAUACAGAAUUGAUGUCCUUAUUUCUGACAGUGCAGAAAAACAUUGCUAUGGUAGUGAGCAAAGGAGAACGUGUGAGGGUGGAGUCUACAGACUGGGGCUGGGAGUUGAACAGACAGGAGGUGUUGGUGAAUGAAGAAUGGAAAGGAUCAGAACCUACAUACAAUACACUUAACACGGUUCUACAAAGUCCCUUUGGCUUUAAUACUUAUCGGGACACACCACUCACAGCAGCAUGUCAGGGUGGACAUGUAAUUGUAGUGAAGGAGCUGUUAAUGGCGGGGGCUGAUGUUAAUCAACAAGGUAAACGUACUACACCACUAAUAGCAGCAUGUAUGUAUGGUCAUAUGGAUGUAGUGAAAAAGUUAAGAGAGGCGGGGGCUGAUGUCAAUGUUGAGGUCUGUGGUGAUAUACCACUGACAGCAGCAUGUCAGGGUGGACAUAUAAGUAUAGUAAAGGAGCUUUUAAAAGACGGGGCUGAUGUUAAUCAACAAGGUGCAUUUAAUUCACCACUUCUUGCGUCAUGCAAGAGUGGUCACAUGGAAGUUGUGCAAGAGUUAAUAGAGGCAGGUGCAGAUGUUAAUGUUGAAUUAUGUGGUGAUACACCACUGACAGCAGCAUGUGAAGGUGGACAUAAAGGUGUUGUGAAGGAGCUGAUAAAGGCAAAGGCUUAUGUUAAUCUACAAGAUGAAUAUAAUACACCGCUUUCAUUGGCAUGUAGUAAGGGAAAUAUGACUAUAGUAGAGGAUCUGAUAAAGGCAGGGGCUGAUGUCAAUCUUCAAGUUUCAAUAUAUACACCACUGGUAGCGGCAAGUAUGAGUGAACAAGAGAGUGUUGUGUCUGAGCCGCCAGAAGCAGGGGCUAAUGUUAAUCCUCGCAGUUUUUUUACAACACCAUUAACAACAGCAUGUGGAUGUGGACAUUUACAUAUAGUACAAAAGCUGCUAGAGGCAGGCGCUGAAGUCAAUCUAAAAGGUAAAUAUGAUACACCACUGACAGAGGCUUGCAAGGGUGGACAUAUGAGUAUAGUAGAGAAGCUGUUAAAGGCAGGAGCUGAUGUUAAUAUACAGGAUUUUGAAGGAAGAACACCUUUAUAUACAAUACUUUUAAAUAGCACUGAGACUGUCAUACCUGUUGAACUGAUGGUCAAUAGUUAUGGUGCAGACCCAACUAUCUGUGAUAGAGAAGGUUUUUCAGCAAUUUUGAUUACAUUAAUCAAAAGCAAAUUUGAAUUUGUAAAUAAAUUAAUUCAAACUGAAAAUGACAGUCAAUUCAAAAGAGUGAAGUUGCAUUUAUUCGAUUGUCUCGUCAACAUACGACAUAGCGAUGUAAUGUUCGAUAGUAAGGAUGAUGUGGUCGUCCAAAAAGGACGAGUGUUCCAUAUGAGAGAAUCAGGAUUUAUAUUUAAAUCAAUUAUGGAAAGUAAAUGUGACGUACUAAAAUAUCUAUUAGAUCUGGGUCUAGAUGUCAAUCAAUGGAUACAGUUGUAUGAUGAUUAUAAUUCACAUUUUGAUGUGAAACCUUUUCUGUUUACACUGAUUGAUGAGGGAUUAAAAUUGUAUAUGAAGAGCCUAGUAGAGAAGGUGAGGAUCCUUCUGGAGGCUGGGGCGGAUGUUAAUGUCAGAGUGAAAUACAGAAAGUAUCUUCCUUUUUCAGACCGCUGGCUUUUAAAUAAUGAUAUGUUUAACCCAUACAAUAGUGAUAUUGAUGACGAGAAUUCUAAUAUGUCUUUAUUAGACAAAGAAGGAUUGUCUGUUCUGGAGAGGACACGGAGACUCCUUGGUAAAUUCAGUAGAAAAAAAUGUUUUUUUGACGAAGAAAUACUUUUUUGCAAAAAAGUGUUUGAUGAAUUAAAGAAGCAUGUAAGACGAUACUCUGUGUGA